Messenger RNA from Toxoplasma gondii ME49, 3305 nucleotides. RefSeq names its product peptidyl-prolyl cis-trans isomerase, FKBP-type domain-containing protein. The record is from RefSeq and is a predicted model, not a curated record. The transcript has 5 exons. Gene Ontology annotation, biological process: protein peptidyl-prolyl isomerization. The coding region runs from base 985 to 2700 and encodes 571 amino acids. NCBI's taxonomy places the organism in Eukaryota, Apicomplexa, Conoidasida, Eucoccidiorida, Sarcocystidae. Gene Ontology annotation, molecular function: peptidyl-prolyl cis-trans isomerase activity.
GUUACGUACCGGCAGGAGAGAAAACAAGAGAGAGAGCAGGCGAGAGAUCAAGAGAGAACACAAAAGAGGUCAAAAGGGAGGGAACAAGCGAGGGGAUACCGUGUGGAAUUCCUAGCUAGAAAGGUGCAGGAGAGCUUGUCUUUUGGCUGUCGAAUAUCCGAGAGAUUUCUUUUCCUUCAUGUGAAUUUUCAGCUUGUCACUGUGGCACUUGUCGCCUGUCCUGUCAUCGCACCGCCUUAUCAUUCGAACUGCACGGAACGCAGUCGUGAGAAACAAGUCAGCUGGCCCCCGACCCGCGAGAGGAAGGACGAAAAAGAGACGAGAACAGAAGACACACCGGAGAAGAGAAACGAACAGAAAGGAAGGAGAAAAAGAGGAAGGAAGCAGCGAGGCAGAGCAGCAAGGUGGAGACAAAACAGGACGAAGGAGACUGGGGGAAAACAGAAACUGUUACGUUUCCGGGUGAAUAUGCUAACGCGAGAGGGCCUAGAAACGAAGAGUGGCAUUUUCUACAGGGAUUUCGCGAGACAAGAAAACAAGAGUUUCCAUGGAAGAAACGAGGCCCUUCGAUUGAGAAGAAUGAAACGAAGAAAGAGCUCCGACUUUCUCUGCCGGGUGCCCGCACGAUUUCUGUUGAAUCGCUGUUUCGUGACAAAGUCGCUGGAGCAUCGUCAGCGUUCUUGAAGAAAUCGAAAUCAAGAAGGAAACCACUUGAAUCGUCUGCCGUUCUCCUUCUCUCCGGCCGCACUCGUCUCCACGCUUUUCCUGUCUUCUCUGGUCUCUUUUGCUCUCAGAUUCUUGUGUGCUCUGCAUCUCCUCCCUUUCUUUUUUCCUUUUCAGUCUCUUCUUUCUUCUUUACUCUCUUGUCUCCUCUGCUCAAUCGUUUCUUUCCUCUCCACUCUCUCCUUUUCAUCUCACUUGUGCUGGCCCCGUGGUUCCCCCGUUUUCUCUCCAUGUUUGACCUCUUCUUCACGACUCAGCACCAUGGCGCUCUCUCCGUUUCCUUCUGCUCCCUGCUCUCUCUGUUUCCUUCCGCCUCGUUGUCGUGGCUUCGCCGCUGCCCCGUUGAUUCGCUUCUUCGUCGCGAGUCUUUCGGUGUCUCUCUCUCUCGUGCUCAGUGCCGGUCCGCUUUCGCCUUCUCUUUUGUCGUCCAACUCCUCACUGUCCCUGGUGUCUGCGUUGCUUCCUUCUGGGGCGUUGCCAGUCCUUUUCCCUGCCUGGGCAGUCGUUGAGGAAUACGCAGAGUUGGAGGAGACUGGCGAACAGAGUCACCACCGCCGGCAGCGGAUCGACGUUUCUGUGCCGAGCUUCGAGGCUCACUCUGCUCUGCAGCCUUCCGGAGUGGAGGCAGAGAAGUCCUUUUUCUCCUGGGAGUCCUACCACUCCAGAGUGUUGAUUUGUGAAGCCUGUCAGUGCCUGUCCAGUCUCGUCCUCGAGCUGUUAACUGGGAGCGGAACAACCGCGAAAACCGAGACAGAGAGCGUCGGCGAAGAGAGCCGACAGGCACAGAGAGAAGGAGAAGCCGAGACACGCAAAUCAGAUGUUGAACGCAAAGGAGAAGGCGAGAGACAACCUGCACAAGAAAGGAAAGCAGGACAGGACCAAGUCUCUAGCCGAGAAAGACAGUCUGUGGGUGCCACAAGUGAAGUUCGAGGAGCAGCAGUGGAACAGGGGAAAAGCGACACCAAGGAGAGCCACAAAGGAAGCGGGGAAGCUGAGACAGACGGCCGCGCCUCAGAGAAAAAAGGUCUGGAAAUAGAGAGGACAAGAGCGGCGGAAAAGGACAGCAGAGAAGCGGCGCAAGAAAAGCGGCGACGCACCGAGCGAAUUAUUGCCCUCGACCAGAUCUUGGAAGCAAACAAGCUCUGCUCGUUCGGCUACUGGAAACCUUUUGCCGAUAAAACGGAAGAACUCACCGUGAGGGAGAUGCAAACCGCCUGUCGUUCGCUCCUCGCCGCCGAGUCUGAAAGCAUUUCUUCCUUUUUAGCAACGCAUCCCGAGGCGACGGGGCGCUCGCUCUCUGAGUUUCUGUGCUUGCCUGAACGCUGCACGUCUCUCUGGAGAGAAGACGACUUGCCAGCGAAGCGCGAAAACCAAGCAGAACGGAACCUGCGUCUCGGUCGCGCGUUCCUUCGGUGGAAUCGCGACCAGCCUGGAAUUAUCGAAACUGACUCUGGUCUCCAGUUUCGGAUGAUCAAGCCUAACCACGAUCACCGGGCGAGACACCCGAAAGGCGAACGGGACUUGAUCCACAUGCACUACCUUGGGAAGCGCCUGAACGGCGAGACGUUUCAAAACACUUUCAGUAGAGGGCAUGCAGCCGUGGUGGAACUCGGCAAGCUCGUUCCUGGGUGGCAGGAGGCGCUGAAAAUUCUAAAAACUGGCGAAGAAAUGCAUGCGUACCUUCCCCCCGAAAUCGCAUUUGGAGAGCUGGGCGUAGAGGGGAAGAUCGGUCCCAAUGAGGUGCUGCUUCUGCACAUCCGCCUGGAAUACAUUGAAUACCACGAACACAUUCCACCCCACUACGGAUCUGUGGCGGCGCUACCGAGACCGGAGUUCACUGAGAAACAGAAACGCGAAGCAAGAGAGAGGAACAGGCAAAAACGAAAGUCGGACGCGUCGACAGAGGGUUUGAACAGCUCUGACGAGGAAAAGGAGCGCGCAGCAAGGGCGGCAGAGAGGAGACACACAGAGCUCUGACGGUAGCGAGAAAGAGGCGAAAGCAAAUGACACUGAGACUGAGAAAAGGCGAGCGACAGGACAUGCGGUGGCAGGAGACCAGGAAGAAGGGAAGGCUGCCUUGCUCCGUGGAAGAGCGAUAUGCUAAGAGAGUUUGACUUUUUUCUGUAUCGCCAAGCCUUUUCCGUCGAUCUACACGGUGCACUCCGGGCCUCUUCGCACUCCCCGAGGUGCUGCGCAAAUAACUUCUGUGAACCAUUCGCUCGCUUGGCCUCGCAACAGCUUCUCCAUGUUUGCUCUCCUCUGUGAUGUUUUGAACGAUGGCGCAACGCCUGCCUUGUCUUUGCGCGCUGUCGCUGGCUUAACCGUGAGUCUCUGACUAGCCACCUGUGUCGCUAUCGACUGCGUGUUUUCGACGGAAAAGCAAAUGGUCGCUACCUCUUUCUUUUCUGUGAGAAGUGAAACGCAAGGAACGAGUGGUCGGGCGAGGUACCCGUGGUGCCGGGUCUCUUCGCUGAAGAUGCCGACGACGCCGGGUGAGAAAAAGCAAAAGCCAAGACAGCGCUUCAAUGGCGGGGUGGAGAGAACUGGAGUCGAGACAGAAGACACACAACGAGAAACGUUCU